Molecule: messenger RNA, 1383 nt
Organism: Daldinia loculata
Lineage: Eukaryota; Fungi; Ascomycota; Sordariomycetes; Xylariales; Hypoxylaceae
Product: RmlC-like cupin domain-containing protein
Exons: 2
Coding region: 378-1028 (216 amino acids)
Cellular component (GO): intracellular anatomical structure
Source: RefSeq, a predicted model, not a curated record
AUUGGAUCCUUAUUCAAUAUAAACAGCCUACAGCCAGACGCCAGACAGCUGCCCUUAAAGCCAUCUACCUACGUUGCCCAUGGAUAUUCCCCUUAUUUUAAGCGUAUUUCGUGCUUACACUUCCUACAUAUUUAUGUACGCAAGGCCUUAGACUUAUCUCGUAAAGACAGGGAAUUAGAGCUCUAGUGCUUAUCAACGAUGAUGACGAGGCAUAUGGACCUAGACAUGGGUUUCGUUCAUACAUACUCCCAGCGGUGUGACCGUUCUACCGGGUUGAAUAUAUUAUAACUCGAUACGCACUCGAUACUGUCAUGUCACUAUGAGUUUCCUACAUAUGUGAUACCUUCGUCUAUGCUUAGGACUUCUUGAAAACAGUCAUGUCGGGCAUAGAACUCAAACCGUCGUUUCCCGCGGGUUUUCCAUCAGCCGCUUCUGAGCCUCCACCUACUCAAGCCAUUAUCAAGGCACUUUCGCUGGUGCCUCAUAUCGAGGGUGGAUAUUUCGUCGAAACCGAUCGUGAUCCUCUUCUCAUACCUUCCCCUUUCCCCCAAACUCCAGCAUCAUCUCUUGUGCCACAGAGACUUGGCUUCGACCCGGCUCACCGCAAUGCCUCGACCUCCAUAUUCUACUACCUGACUCCCCAGUCGCCUCAAGGCAAUUUUCACCGAAACCGGGGCAGGACCGUACAUACCCUACAUCGUGGCCGCGGCGUAUACGUGCUAAUACAUGCCGACGAGCCUGACCUCCCCGGCGGCGGGAAGAGGAUCGAGACGUUCACCGUCGGCCCGGAUGUUACCAAUGGUGAGAAGUUACAGUGGAUCGUCGAGGGAGGGAAGUUCAAAGCUAGCUUUUUACUUCCGGAUAAUGCUAGCGGUAGUGAAAAGACCAGUGGCGGACUUUUGAUAUCAGAAACGGUGGUUCCGGGUUUCGAAUUCUGCGAUCAUGACUUCUUGAACACGGAAGAGUUUCGAAAGCUAGUUAGCCCCGAGAAGGCGGAAGAAUUGGCCUGGCUGGUGAGGAAAGCUUAGCUCUUAGCGACGGUUUAGAGACGAUGAGAUAGAUGUCAUCUCGAUCUAGCAGGAAAUGAAUUGUUGAGAAAUUAAGCAUGAUGAGUAUAACUUAUCAUCAUGACUUAUAUUCCGAACGAUUGUAGUUAAGCAUUGUGCCACGAGCCUCGACUCCUUUCCUACUAUUUUACUCUUCCUGGCUUAUAAAUUCUCGCCAUUUCUGACGUAUAUGAUAAUAACCAGUGCGUUACAAAACCAUGGUAUAAGUAGUCGCCCACAUUUAGAGACGUCGGGAGGGUUUGAUCACUACUUUUGAGAACUUUUAGGCGGCUACUUGAAGUUUAACAAAGUCUACAACAAGCAGAAGUAUAGACGU